CUAGCUUUUAACGUCAGACGAUCACUGUGUAUAAAGGGGCGAACAGCAAGGGGGAGGACUGCUGGCUUAGGAAAGGCCUUGGGACGAGGCCUCUCCUCGACUCCAGAUGAUGACCUCAUCUAGGCCUCGCGAUGUUGGCGGCAGCUUUGCAAGCCGACGUGGUCACGCCAACACGCUCUCCAUAUCAGACCCUAGUCACCACGUCACAGAGGCAAUAGGCACUCUAUACGGGUCCGAUGACAACGAUUCAGACACCGAGUCUCGCGAGAACCGCAAGAGCCGACCUCUAAGCUUCCUCUCUUAUGGGGAAGACCAGCUGCCGAGCCGGACCAGAGACACAGGCGAGCCCGACGACCCCCGGCGCGCCUUGCAGCGCUCGCAGACCGAUACGACCCAUCUGUCGCCCCAAGAUGCGAACACUACUGUAAAAAAGUCCAACACUAUGCCGUCGCGAAUGUCUAUACAGAGGAUGCCGUCCUCCGAGAAUGGGCCCAUGUCGCCCUCGGGGCCCAUGUCGCCAACACCUUCCCUGCGGGACUUCCAGGCCGCAGAGAGUUCCAUGCCCAUGACCAACAUCGACAAUCCAAGAGACAUUGCCCAGGAGCUAAGCAACCUGCAGGCUCUGCGGCGGAUGUCGAUGGAUGUGGGUAGUGAUCCUGACCUGAUGCCUUUCCAGGGCAUAGUCCCGAUCCCCUCAAUAGCACCCACCGGCGAUGACGACGAGUCCGAUCCCUCUCGGCUGCUCUGGGUGCCUGCCAACGUGCACCCUGAGCUGGCACCAGAGCAGUUCAAGAGCUUCCUCGAGAGGAGGGUCACCUCGAUGAAGAGGAGGUCCGGAGAGUCGAUGCUUUCCGCUGAGGGAGUUCAGCGCAAUGACUCUUUUGGUCUGCGACGUACCAAGUCUAAACUGUCCCGCCAGAUUGACAACUCAGGUGGUCGCGGAGGCGAGGGCUACGUGGACGGUGCGGAGAGAUUAGAACGGCAGAAGUCACUCAACGGAUAUGCGACACCAGAGCUAAGCCUGGACGAGCUUGUCAAGGACCCGACCAAGGCCGUACAAAAAUUGACAAAGGAUGCCUCCGAGGGAGCCUCGAGCGAUGUCAUCCUGCCCGUGGCACCGGGCAUGGGUCUGCGGCGGUCAACCCGAACGCAGUACCGGAAGGGUGGAAGCAUGCGCGGCGACCGAUCGGCUUUCUCCAAACGCAUGGCACAGAAGCUGUCUGAUACCCAGGAAGAACCUCUUCCACCGAUGCCGACAAUGGAUGCGCCUCCCGGACCAGGAAUAUCUCGCGUGCAGACCGAGCCAGUGUCAACGGAAAACUUCUCGAGACCGAAAAAGUCUAUCAAGCGGCAGCAGGGCUUCUCGCGAGAGACACCCCCGCAGAUUGUCGAGCCUUCCGCCACCCAGGCUUUCGAAUCUGCACCAGAGCAACAAGAGCAGCAGAGCCACGGAAGAAGUGCUUCAGAUCCCGAAGAGACAGUGCAGGCCGUCGAGCAUGCACCCUAUAUUGAGCAGACCCCCCAGUUCGAGCAAUUAGACGCCACAAGACAGUUUCCAGAAAGAUCAUCUUCACAAUCAGCGAGGGCGCAGCAUUCUCAGGAAUCACAAGCCCCGCCGGUCCCGCAGCAUCGCCCACAGGAAAGAACCAUGAAUGAUAUUACAUCUCCUGGGCAUGGCCCCAUCCGCACAGACAACCUCACGAUGGUACCGACCUUCACAGCAGAAUCUGACCGGAAGAAGAGGGACAGCGACGGCGAGUCAACCAAGUCAAGCAGCGGCUGGAAGUGGUUCAAGAGCGAGGACAAGAAAAAGAAGGAGAAGGAAAAGGAACGAGAAAAGGAGAGGGAUGAACAGGCGAGGAGAUCCAAGUCAACAAAGGCUGCCGAGAAGCCGCACGAGAUUGCUCGACUUGACGUGCUCCAAAACUCGAUCGAAAAUGUCGUUGCGAAAGGGAGAGAAAGCCUUCUCCUGGACCGAGACAGCGUCGAUAGUAAGCUCCAGGAGGAGAGGAAGAAAGACACCAGCCGCAAGUCGAGUGACGGCAGAAAGGAGAAGGAUGGGUUCUUUGGGUCCAUUUUUGGAAACAAGAAAAAGUCCGAGAGAGACUCCUCGAGCAGAAAGCAGCUACGCCCGCCCUCGCCCGAGGCGCCACCACCAAGACUGCUCAAACCCGAUGUCGACUACCCGUAUACGCGAUUCCCGAUCCUGGAAGAACGGGCCAUCUACCGCAUGGCCCACAUCAAACUUGCAAACCCCAAGCGGAACCUCCUCUCGCAAGUCCUACUCAGCAACUUCAUGUACUCGUAUCUGGCCAAGAUUCAGGCUAUGCACCCGCAGCUCCAGGUACCUGUCUCGCCACAGCAAAAGCGCCUGGAGGAGGAGAGGCAGCGCAAGGAGCAGGAGGCCCAACAGGCCUACAUGGAGCAGCAGAUGCAGCAGCAGCAGUCGGCCCAGAACAGCAUCGACCAGUACAACUUUGAGUACCACCGGUCAUCCAACCAAUACGGUGACUCUGAGGGCGAUUACGUCGAUGAAAAUGGCGAGCCGUACGAUUACGACCAGGGCCAGGCGCACGGUGGGUAUGAAGGACAUCAUGGGCAAGAUGGCGGAUAUAGAUAUGGGCACGACGCAUACGGGCAGCAGCAGCUCUACUACGAUGGCCAUGACCAUCAACGACAUCAGGACGAAGAUGAAAUGUGGUGAAAGAAGCGACAAAGUCUGGGGAGACCGGAGGGGGAGUGAAAUCGAAACGAAAAACAAAAAUAUAUACAUGGGGGCAGCUGACUGGGCGCGUGGAGUGCAUACAUCAGCAUAAGCAGGAGGGACCAGCGAUAGAAGGAGGCUGUCAUGAUACGUAUCCUGCAGAAAGGAGGAAGGGUGACCGGGAGGGAGGUAUUCUGGAUCUAACGUAGUAAUAUCUGCAUAAGCAUGGAGUUUGUGG
This is a messenger RNA of Cryphonectria parasitica EP155, 2942 nucleotides long. RefSeq lists its product as uncharacterized. The transcript has 4 exons. The record is from RefSeq and is a predicted model, not a curated record. The coding region runs from base 107 to 2704 and encodes 865 amino acids. Lineage: Eukaryota; Fungi; Ascomycota; Sordariomycetes; Diaporthales; Cryphonectriaceae. Gene Ontology annotation, biological process: positive regulation of G2/M transition of mitotic cell cycle; establishment of cell polarity. Gene Ontology annotation, cellular component: cell septum; cytoplasm.